AUUAGUAACUUAAAAACAAAGGCGAAAAAUUCUUGUACUCUUGGUCUAUAUAAGUUAAUCGUAAAGUUCUAUUGAGAAAUAUCACCAUCAGAUCGAGUUACCUAAGAAUCGUAGUUAUUGAUCUGACACCAAAGCCAAAGGCAACUUUUACGGAAAACUCAGGCUACGAUGUAUGAUAUUGAAUUCUGGAUACAACUUGUGGAUCAGCACUCAAAAGAAAAUGCCUCUUCAGAUUAUGGGCAUUGAACAAGUUAUGACAGUACACUUACCAAUUGUUGUAACUGUCUUAUCUGAUAGCGACACACAUCUCAAUCACUUUAGUCUAAAAGAUCUUGCUAUGACUCGAGAGAAAAAGAGCAAAAGUUUUUUUGCAUACAUCAUUUACUAAAUUAGUAAUACAAUAAGACAAAAACUGCUCCCCUAAACAAGGUAAAAGGAGAAUGAUAUCCGAUAAAUACUUCACACUUUCCUUUAAAUUAUAGUAGUACGUAGUUUCGGGAUCAUUUACCUCUUAUAAGCCUAUGGCUUCAAGUUAUUGGGGAGUCAACCAUGGAAAACUUGUUUUCCUAAUCAUCACAUUUUGCUUUAUUAUAGAUAGUACAUCUGCCGAAUGGUUGAAUCACGGCGGAGACAGAACAAACAGAAGGUCAGCUGUUGGGGAGGUUCUGAUCAGUCCAAGAACAAUAAACAGAUUGAAAUUAAGGUGGAAAUUCUUGGCUGGAUUUGACAUUACAGCAACUCCAGCAGUGGCCAACGGAGUAGUUUAUUUCCCUUCAUGGAAUGGGAAUUUGUAUGCAGUGAAUGCAUUAACUGGACAACUCAUAUGGCAACAGAAUCUUACAAGACUCACUGGCUUGCCUGUAACAAGGACAACUGUGAAUGUGACAGUAUCAAGAUCAACUCCAGUUGUGGCUGAUGAUCUUCUACUUGUGGGAAUUUAUGGACCUGCUGUUGUGAUUGCAGUGAGACGCUUAACAGGAACACUUGUUUGGUCCACUCUGCUAGAUCCCAGGCCUCUGGCUCUUAUCACUCAAUCAGGAACAGUUUUCUUUGGUGGAUAUUAUGUGGGAGUAUCAUCACUGGAGGAACUACUACCAGCUACACAAUGUUGUACUUUUAGAGGCAGUCUAGUAAAGCUAAAUGUUCGUACUGGUGCAAUUCAAUGGCAAACAUAUACACUCCCAGACAAUGGUGGAAGACUUGGAGGUUAUUCGGGAGCAGCAAUAUGGGGAAGCAGCCCUGCUAUUGACAUAGCCAGAGGAUUUGUCUAUGUAGGAACUGGAAAUCUAUACUUAGCUCCACCAGAGGUGCUGAGAUGUCAAGCAGCACAGAAUAAUCGAACGACGCCACCAACUAACCCUGAUCAGUGUUUUGGUGAAGAUGUUCAUUUUAAUUCCAUUCUUGCAUUUGAUGUAGAUUCUGGAGAAAUUGCUUGGGCAACACAGCUUGGAGGCUAUGACGUUUUCUAUUUCACUUGUUUAGUUCCUAAUAAUCCAGAUUGCCCACCAGGGCCUAACUUGGAUGCAGAUUUUGGAGAGGCGCCUAUGUUGCUAACUAUAUUCUCAAAUGGAAGACUACGUGAUAUUGUGGUAGCUGUGCAGAAAAGUGGCUUUGCCUGGGCUCUUGAUCGCAACACUGGACAUAUUGUUUGGGUUAAGAAAGCAGGACCGGGGAGCUUGGAGGGAGGAGGAGUAUGGGGUGCAGCCACAGAUGGGAAGCGAGUUUACACAAACACAGUCAAUGGAAAUAGAGUUCCUUUUACCUUAGCACCUUCGAAUCAAACAACAACAGCUGGUGGAUGGGUAGCAUUGGAUGCAAACACGGGCCAAAUCCUUUGGACCACUGCAGACCCUAGCAACGACACGGCCCACGGGCCAGUCACCAUAGUUAAUGGGCUUCUUUUUGCAGGGUCUGUGGCUCCUAAUGGCCCUCUCUAUGCCAUGGAUGCCAGUACUGGGAAAAUCUUGUGGACAUUUAACACUGGUGCUACAAUCUAUGGGGGUGUAUCUGUUAGCUAUGGUUGUGUUUAUGUUGGCCAUGGAUAUUCAAUUAGUCUGGCUAAGUUCCAUCCAACUUGGACCAGUGGGACUUCACUCUUUGCCUUUUGCAUUGAUGUCUAAAGAGUAAGCUGAUUCUUGUAAUAAACUAAAGUGUUUUCACUUCCUGAUAAGAGUUGUAAUACUAAUAAGUUUCCAUACCUAAAAGAUCAUGUAAGAUUGAAUCCGUA
Molecule: messenger RNA, 2227 nt
Organism: Nicotiana tabacum (common tobacco)
Lineage: Eukaryota; Viridiplantae; Streptophyta; Magnoliopsida; Solanales; Solanaceae
Source: RefSeq, a predicted model, not a curated record